Molecule: messenger RNA, 1416 nt
Organism: Capsella rubella
Lineage: Eukaryota; Viridiplantae; Streptophyta; Magnoliopsida; Brassicales; Brassicaceae
Product: F-box protein At2g16450-like
Exons: 1
Coding region: 1-1230 (409 amino acids)
Molecular function (GO): protein binding
Source: RefSeq, a predicted model, not a curated record
AUGAGUUCAUCAUCUCCCAUACCAAGUGAUCUCCUCUUAGAUAUAUUGUCGAGAUUGCCUGAAAAGUCAGUUGCUAGGUGUCACUGCGUGUCGAAGCAAUGGGCAUCAUUGUUAGGUAGUCCAUAUUUCAAGGAAUUGUUCCUGACCAGGCCCUCUAGGCCAUGCCUCUUAUUCGCCAUUGCAGAGAACGGCAACGACCACGUAGAGAUGGGCAUCAAUGUGUGGAGGUUCUUCUCGUUGCCUCAGUUUCAGAAUUCAUACGAGAAAUCGUCUUCGGCUUUUGUAGCAGCCGCCGAGUAUCAUGCGAAGUUGUGUCCAGACGAUUUAAUGAUCAAUCAUCAUACUAACCUAAAAUAUUUUUCAUGUGGCUAUGUUUCUGGCUUGAUCUAUUUCCAUGGUAAUCGAUACCAAGGGAGACCUGUGAUAUGCAACCCUAGCACAGGACGGUAUGCAGUUUUGCCUUUUCGAUAUAGUUACCGAAAGGCGUAUAGCUUUUUCGGGUUUGAUCCGAUUGGUAAGCAAUACAAGGCAUUGUUCAUGGCUUACCCAUCUGGUCCGGGUCAUCAUAGAGUUCUUACAUUUAGAGAUGGGAAUAUGAGGUGGAGAAAGAUAAAAUGUCCCUUACGACAUGAUAUUAACAGUGAUGGGGUAUGCAUCAAUGGUGUUUUGUAUUACUUAGGUAGAGACGAAUCUGAGAAUGUAACGUAUGAUGAUUAUGUGAUCGUUUGUUUUGAUGUUCGGUCUGAAAAAUUCACUUUUGUCUACAUAGAAAGGUUUUGUCGGUUGUUAAACUACAAGGGGAAAUUAGCUGUGGUUUAUUGGGAGGAUGAUGUUGACCUUUAUGGGGAUGAUGAUAUGCAUUUGGAGCUUGAUGUGUACACUUAUUGGGAGAAUAAGCUCGAUGUUGAUCCUGUUAAUGAGUUGCAUUUGUGGGUUCUAGAGGAUGUUGAGAAACAGGAAUGGUCGAAAUAUGCCUACACUUGGACCGAUGAUAAGUUCUUCCGUCACCAAGUUUCCAUCGCUGGAGCGACCGCUUCGGGUGAGAUAGUGUUUUCGAUGCGCAAGUAUACAGCUAAACAACCGUAUUAUGUUUUCUACUUCAAUCCCGAGAGGAACACUCUCCAACGUGUUGAAAUCCAAGGUUUUGGUGAAGCGUUUGAGAAACCUUGUAGCGUUCGCAACGUUACGUUCGUUCCACCUCUCAGCUUCACCAUCAAGUUUCGUUUGUAAUCGGUUCCAACCUACACUAGUUUUCAUAAUGGCUCUUUUGGGUUUAAACCCUUAGAAAUAUUGUAUACUAGUCGGUUGCUCGCGCUACGCGCGGGAGUUUAUUACAUUGUUUAUAAGUAAUUGAUUCGUAUUUUAUUUUCUAGUUAAAUUUUUCACUAUACCAUAUUUUCUUUUUUACUUAGAUUA